Molecule: messenger RNA, 1560 nt
Organism: Mustela erminea (ermine)
Lineage: Eukaryota; Metazoa; Chordata; Mammalia; Carnivora; Mustelidae
Gene: RFC4
Product: replication factor C subunit 4
Exons: 10
Coding region: 310-1485 (391 amino acids)
Biological process (GO): DNA-templated DNA replication; DNA repair
Cellular component (GO): DNA replication factor C complex; nucleus
Molecular function (GO): DNA binding; ATP binding; ATP hydrolysis activity
Source: RefSeq, a predicted model, not a curated record
CUCCUCCGCAUCGGUCACGUUCAGAGCUCCCUUGUCCCGCGAACUCCAGUCGGAGGGAUGCGCGAGAACAGCUGGAACUUUAUUUACCCCUCCUAAGUCCUUCUCGCUCCAGUCUAGGUGUCCCUAAAGCCCGCCUCACCCGUGCAGAGAACACGGCGCUCGCGCCCGCGGCUCCGCGCCCCGGGAGCGCGCGCGACGGGCCGGAAGUGACGCGCUCGGUGCCCGCGUCUUCCCGCCCUGCCCUUCGCCCGCUUCUCGGUGGCGGGAACCGGGGAGACCGUGCUCACUGCGGCGAAUGGUGAAGUAAUCAUGCAGGCUUUUCUAAAAGGCACAUCUGUUAGUACUAAACCACCACUGAAGGAUCGAGGAGUAGCUGCCACAGCUGGAAGCAGUGGAGAGAACAAGAAAACCAAACCUGUCCCAUGGGUGGAAAAAUAUCGCCCAAAAUGUGUGGAUGAAGUUGCUUUCCAGGAAGAAGUGGUUGCAGUGCUGAAAAAGUCUUUAGAAGGAGCUGAUCUCCCUAAUCUCUUGUUUUAUGGGCCACCUGGAACUGGAAAAACAUCCACUAUUUUGGCAGCAGCUAGGGAGCUUUUUGGGCCUGAACUUUUUCGAUUAAGAGUUCUUGAGUUAAAUGCAUCUGAUGAACGUGGAAUACAAGUAGUUAGAGAAAAAGUGAAGAAUUUUGCUCAAUUAACUGUGUCAGGAAGUCGUUCAGAUGGGAAGCCAUGUCCUCCUUUUAAGAUUGUGAUUCUGGAUGAGGCAGAUUCUAUGACCUCAGCUGCUCAGGCAGCUUUACGACGUACCAUGGAGAAGGAGUCUAAAACUACGAGAUUCUGUCUCAUCUGUAACUAUGUCAGUCGAAUAAUUGAACCUCUGACGUCUAGAUGUUCUAAAUUCCGAUUCAAACCACUGUCAGAUAAAAUUCAACAGCAGCGAUUACUAGACAUUGCUGAUAAAGAACAUGUCAAAAUUAGCAAUGAGGGAAUAGCUUAUCUUGUUAAAGUGUCAGAAGGAGAUUUAAGAAAAGCCAUUACAUUUCUUCAAAGCGCUACCCGAUUAACGGGUGGAAAGGAGAUCACAGAGAAGGUGAUUACAGACAUUGCUGGGGUAAUACCAGCGGAGACAAUUGAUGGAAUAUUUGCUGCGUGUCAGAGUGGCUCAUUUGACAAACUAGAAGCUGUGGUAAAAGACUUAAUUGAUGAGGGUCAUGCAGCAACUCAGCUUGUAAAUCAAUUUCAUGAUGUGGUGGUAGAAAAUGAUAACCUUUCUGAUAAACAGAAAUCCAUUAUCACAGAAAAACUUGCCGUAAGUAGAGACUUCUGCACAUCUCAGCAAAAUGUGUUAAAUACAACCCAAAGGGAAAUUUUCCUAACUUUAAUUUUCUUACAGGAAGUAGACAAAUGCUUAGCAGAUGGUGCUGAUGAACAUCUACAAUUGAUCAGCCUCUGUGCGACAGUGAUGCAGCAGUUAACUCAGAAUUGCUGAAGUGAUCAUUUUUGUAAGAUUUCAGUUUUUUAAGUAUGAUCUGAUAAAAAUAAAAAUGACCAAAGCACCUUUAAA